Molecule: messenger RNA, 4536 nt
Organism: Neospora caninum
Lineage: Eukaryota; Apicomplexa; Conoidasida; Eucoccidiorida; Sarcocystidae
Product: putative WD domain, G-beta repeat-containing protein
Exons: 6
Coding region: 1-4536 (1511 amino acids)
Biological process (GO): positive regulation of transcription by RNA polymerase I; positive regulation of rRNA processing
Cellular component (GO): nucleolus
Molecular function (GO): protein binding; RNA binding
Source: RefSeq, a predicted model, not a curated record
AUGAAGAAGAAAAGUCGGAAGUCUACGGAGUCGGCUAUGGAGAGUGUCGACUGGACGGACGCUGAAAAGUGCGGGUCGGCGACAGCAGACGCGCGGGGUUUAGACAGCGAACUCCGGAAUGCACAGAAGAAGAAACGGAGAGCUGGAGAAAAAGAACGCCUUCAAGACGAUCCAAAUCCGGCACCGUCUCAGCAUCUGAGCCUGCCCACAGAGACACUUCGUUCCAGGUCCCCCAGCGCCACUUCUUCUCGUGCUUCCUCGCCCUCGUCUCAUCUCUCUUCUCAGCAGGGAACGAAGGCCGCUCCAGCUGACGACGAAGGGCCGGCUCUCUCCGAUGCCGUUUCGAAGCAAGUGAAUAGAAAAAACACCUCGUGGCGCGUGGGCGGAGGAAGUAUCGUCCACAGAGCCUCCGCGUUCUUGUGCGGCGGGAAGGUUCUUGCCACUCCAAGAGGCGAGGACUUCGUCGCAGAAGGACACGACAAAGCCGGCGCAUGCACGAGAGAGCUCUGCUUCUUCUCGGCGAAAACGGGACGGCUUCUCUACGUCACACGUGGGCACUCAGACACGAUCACGUCUGUCGUCGCUCUUCCGCCAAACGCGUCUCCGCACCUCCCGUCGUCUCUCGCGCUCUCUGCUUCCCUCGACGGCUCCCUCUGUCUCUGGUCAGUUCCAGUCCACCCUCUCCUGCCCUCGUCGCCCUCAUCUGCUGACUAUUUGUUGCACCGAAUCCACGUGGGAUUCUCCGUCCUUUCGGCGGCAUGCGCUCCUGGAUCACGCGAGGUCUUUCUUCUCGUGCAAGGCGAGCGCGAAGCGCAGAGGUCUGCCUCUGCGCCCCGCCCUGCUCCCACCUACGCUGUAUGUACGCUCUCGUUGGGCUCGGUCCUCGCGCCGCCCCCAAAGAGCCAGCUGUGUUCUGCUCUCUCGGGCGCCUCUCCGCAGUUCCGCCUCCACCCGCAAAUUCUCUUUUCUCUCUCGCUUCCGCCGACUGCCUUCUGCGUGAGCCGCAGCGGGGCCUUCGUCGCCGUCACCUCCGGGAAGCGCUUGCUCCUGUUCUCGCGUCAACUCGACCGCCUCCUCCCGCUUCGGCACGUCGACCGCCUGGUCCAGGUGUCGAUACACCCGACGGACGACUUUGUCGUCGCCGGUGACCGCAUUGGGCGCAUUUUGGCCUUUUUCUGUCUCAACGAUCUUGGCCCGUUUCUGUCUCUGGGGGUGGAUGUGAGCGCGCGUCGCGCCGUCGGCGAACCCGGAGACGCCGGCAAGGGCGAAGCUCCAGAAGGAAAGACCAAGAAAGACGCGAAACAGAACUCGACUCAGCGACACGCCACGUCCCGGCUGCUGCCUCCGCCUCUCAAUCUCUCCUCGUCGCUGGCCUCUGGGAUCUCGACCGAUGGCGGGGCUCAGACUUCAGCCCUCUCUGCGUCCGGCAAGAAAAGCGCGAGCUCUGCUUCGCUGUCUCCCGUGAUUCUCCACUGGCAUGCUCAUGCAGUUACGGCGCUGGCCUUCUCCGCCGAUGGGAUGUUGCUCCUCUCCGGGGGCGAGGAAGGCGUCCUGGUACUCUGGCACAUCCGCCAAGCCUUCCACCGCCAAUUUCUCCCUCGCCUCGGCGCACCAAUCUUCCACAUCUCCUCACUCGCUCCUCUCGACGCGAACGCGGAGGGAUCCGAGAGAGUCGCUGUCAGCUGCGGAGACAACUCCGUGAAGCUCGUCGACCUCGUCCACUUCCAGGUCUCCAAAGUCGUCCAGGGCGUCGAUCUCCCGCUCGCUGCCUUCGCCUACGCUUCGGCGAGCUUCUCCGCGGGCCACAGCGCGAUCGCCCACGCGCGCGCGAGCGAAGGCUCCACGCAGACCCCCGCCGUGUGCGCGGCGUGUCGCGCCGCUGCACGCGGAGGCGACGCCUUGCGCAACGGCGAGAGAAAGCCUCGGCCGGACAACGACGGCGAAGAAGAGAAGAAGCCAGCUGGGAAUCCGGAUCGAGAGACCGAGCCGGGCGUCUGCUGUUUCUGUGGCGACAAAGCCAACUCAACCGCGACGCGCGCUUCCGUGCCUUCUCUUCCGUCUCUCUUCUCACGUUUCGAGCACGCUUCCUCGUCCUCGGUUCCUCCGAUUGGGUUCGCACCUUCUCCCGCUUCGCGCGGAGGCCUCGUCCUUUCUCCCCUUCUUCCUCUGUCUCUUUCGAGGGCUCGCCAGCAGGCGGCUCAGCAGCACCUGGCCGUGCCUACCUUUCUGCGUCGCGCGUCGGCGGAGACGCGAAGGUACAGAGACUCCGCCGAGGAAGGCGUCCGACUGGCGGGGUCUGUGCAAUCGAAACACGCAGCAAGGGAGCGGAACUGGAUGCUCCUGUUCAGUAGCGAUGCAGCCCGAUUGCAGGUGUACGAUGCCGAGCAGGACAAACACGUGCUCCACCUCCCCGUCAGGCCCCAACGCAUGUACACCUCGCGGGUCGAUGACGCCUUCUCGGCCUCGCAGUGGGAGGUCCGGUUCGCCGCAGCCGAUGUCUGCGGCAGCAGCUUGGCUGUCGUCGAGAGCCGGGGCGCGUCGACGGCAGUCGGAGAAGCUCUGCUUGGAGCCCAAGGCCCCCGGGGCGCGACCGGAGACGCCGAGUCGAGCAUCCGCAGGAAGCGCAUCGAGGACGCCGCCGUCGCAGAUGGCCGCUGCCACAGCAUCACCUUCUGGGUCUUUGACGCUGGCGACAAGGACGGAAAGGGAGACGAAGCGGGGACGUUCACCGUGAAGACGCGCGUCGACGACUUUCACGUCAACGAGGUCACAGCACUCCAGCCCCACACGCGCGAUCCCCGCUUCUUCUUCACGCUGUCCCUGGACACGUACUUCAAAGCCUGGCGGGAAGUUGUCCCUUCGUCUUCGUCUUCCGCGCCUUCCUUUUUCGCGUGCAUCUUGGAAGGUUCUUACCGCGGCCUGGCGCCGCUCUCCUGUUCCCUCUCGCUGGAUGCCUCUCUCCUCGCCAUUGCCCACGGCGGGUCUCUCAUCACUCUCUGGAAGGCUUCGUCGUUCGUCCUUUCUCAGUCGCUUCGCCUCCCUCAAGCAGCCACGCUGCGUUCAAUGGCGGCUGUAUGUGCGGGGGAGACACGCGACCGCGCAACGGCGACGCAAACACUCGCGAAAGGAAGCGACGCGCGAGUCGAGGAAGAAGCCGGCACUGAGUUUUGCGACAAAGUCGCUCUCUUGGAGACGGCGUACGGCCUCUUCCUCGUUGCGGGCACGACUACAUGCGUCAUCUUGUACGACCUCCUCUCUCUCAAUAUCUGCUGGGUGAAGACAUUCUAUGAUGACGGCGGCAUCGUUGACUUCCUCUUCGUCGAGCCGGGCGGAGGCAUGCGUUUCUCAGUCGUCCUCGCGAAACUCACUGCGCCUCCCGCCGACGAGGGAGAAUGCUUACGUGCAGAAACUGGAAAAGCGAGCGAUGGCGAGCGAACGAGAGGCCACGCGAAGGCAGCAGUGGAAGGUGACCGCGACACCCAGACCGUGCCGACUUCUGUCUUCCCCUCCCACGAGCUGCGCAUCUUCACCCUCUCGCACCAGCCGUGCGAUAGCCGAGACACACAGGCCGAAGGCAUGACGAAGAAGAAAAAGAAAAGCGGAGGCGAGAGGGAACUCAGCGAGAAAGUCGAAUUGCCCCUGCUUCCGCUUCUCGGGCCUCUUGAAUCGAGCGGCGACCGCAGAGAGGACAUGGAGGCAGGACACGGCGGAUCUGGGGUGUACGUACACUGCGUGUGGCAACAGGAAAGGAAACGUUUGGGGGAAGCGAUUCUUGCAGGCUGCUUUCUGCCUCCGUCCUCGGCCUCGCCACUCGAGGCUGCGAUCCAAAACUCAGAAGAAAGCGUUCUCAUGUUGCUGAAUGCCCGGUUCCAACUGGAAACGAUUCGCGUGCCUGCUGGCGCUGUCUCUCCUCCCUCGUCGAGUGUAGGUACACCUCAGGUCGGGGACGUUGUCGAUCUUUUUGAAGAGCCCGGAAAAGAGGGCAUGCAGACGAAGAGGAAGCUUCAGCAGCUUCUGCAGGUGGAGCGGGCGAAAUCACGCAGAGAAGUUGAGGAUGUGUCUGGCGACAGCGACAAGAAGCCUAACACACGCCUGGGGGCUUCGCGAGUCUCCGACGUUGCACCGCUCUUCUGCCAAGCGAUGGCGAAGGCCAAGCGGGAGAAGACUCAGAUUCAUGGGCCUUUCGGGGACCGUGAGUCGGCUGACCUCGCCACGCCCGCCCCUGGCGUGCUCGUGCAGAGACUGCUGGGCCACGCGCGCGAGGGAGAGAGCGACGACGAACCGAGUGAAGAAGACGCAGAUGGAAAGGCGCUGUGCGGUCAGCUGCUCGCGGCGACGCAAGACCGCGAGGAAGAGGAACCGGGACGGAAAAAGCAAAGACGAGAUCAUUCGAGAACUGCGGAGCUGGACAGACUUCGAGGGGACGCAGACGAUCUUCGCGCCCGAGAUGAGCAAGCGACGAUCAAACGCGCGCCGAAGCGCCUCCUUGCCUCUCUCGUUGCGUCGAUGGAUGAAUCCGCGGAUGAAUCGGAUUGA